Coniosporium apollinis CBS 100218 is the source of this 2040-nucleotide messenger RNA. RefSeq lists its product as uncharacterized. The record is from RefSeq and is a predicted model, not a curated record. The transcript has 2 exons. Bases 1 to 2040 code for a protein of 679 amino acids. Lineage: Eukaryota; Fungi; Ascomycota; Dothideomycetes.
AUGCCUGCGCUCCAAAGAAUUGGAAACGACCAAAUCUUCGAGGCGCUUCAGGGCAAGCCUCUCUCCUUCAAGAACAAUCUUCUCCACCUAUGGUACGAGGACUUGGAGGCGGCACGGGGGCUGCUGGAGCUAGAUGCGGACUUGGACUCCAGAGCAAGCUUAUCCGAGCUCAGAGGAAUGGCCGAAGCCGCGCGAGUGAUCCAACAAUUGAGCCUAGCUGGUCCACUGAGUUUCAAACCAUCAUCAUCCCUUCAGGUUUUGAGCUCGGCCGCGGCUGCCAUGGUGCCUCUAGAGGCUUAUCCCGCGCCCCAUUCCGAGAGCCCUGUCUACGCCUGUCCCGAAGUCCAGUCCAAGGCCGAUCAGGCGGCUCAGACUGUCGAACCGAAACCGAACGCCCGAACCGCGCGACCGUUCCACCCGAUGAGCAUCUCUGGAGUACUGAAUCCGAGCACGUCCGCCGCACCUUAUGGCUCGACUCCUAGAGAUACCGUCAAAGCGCAAUCAGAAAUCCAGCCGGCGGCCGAACCGGGAGCCUUACCGACGCCUCAGGCAGUCAAACCAAAACGGAAGGCCAGCUCUCCAAUCCCGGCAAUUCGGCGUUCCAAACGCCUCCAGUCGUUGUCUGCCAUGGCGACGGAGGAACCACACAGCAACAAAGUCACCAUUCGGUUUCCCGGUCUAUCGUGCAUGUUUCGACCUCCUGGACGGACUAACCGCUCCGGCCGCAAUCAAACAGCAGAUCACGACGUCUUCGAAGGGUUGCCAAUACGCCAAUGGCGACAAGUCGAGACAGUAGUGGGCUCCACUCCGGAGGCCGAGCCUGUCAAGGGCAAAGACGCGUGGCCUGAGCCUCCGAUGCCGCGAGAUUCGCAUCUGUUGCCUGAGGUCAGCCAGCAGCUUCUGCGCGCUGCACGUGCGGGUCGACUAUACAAACCUGCCGAAUCAGCUAACGAUGAAGACAAAGAGAACGCAGACGAAGAGAAAGAAACCAAGGAGACGCAGAAAGGCUUUGCAGCCAGGAAGUGGACGCAGGUGCCGCGCCACCUUGAAGAACCAGAACGCGAAUACCUCGCCAAGAGAAGAAAGGGGCUCCCUUCAGCCUAUGCAAGCUUGAGCGGACUGAUCGGUCCGCUUGCCCCGACCAGUGAGAUGCGCAAGACCAAAGUCAAGAAAACAGACGCCGCAGGCAACGUUCACAUUUACGAAGUCCUCGUCGAACCGGGCAAGACGCUCGAGAACGAGGUCGUCGAAACCGAGCCCGCAGCUGCCCAGCCGGCCGAAAUGGCUGUACCAGGCACAGUCGUUGAAGGUGUCGGUAUAGUUAAUGCUGAUGGAUUGGUUGUCGCGAGUGAUAUCAUCCAGCCCACGCCGCCAAGACGUAGACCACCGCCGCCGAGAAGAAAGCCCAAGAAGGGUCCAGGCCGGGGGAGAAAGAGGGUCGUGUUUGAGCCAGGUACUGAAGGUGCAAGAGGCAGUCUGGGAAGCAAUCAAGUCACAUCGGCGGGUCCCCAAGCCGCAACUACCGCUAGAGAGAGCACUUCCGGUGUCCCGUCAACAGGCAGCGAUACACCCAUGGCAGAUGCAGGCAACGAAGAAGUCUCCGGAGAAGACGGUGACUCAAGCGACGAGAGUGAAGAUGACAACGACCGCGAAGAGGGAGAGCUCUCAGACGACGCGCCACCGUCUCCCGCAAGGCAGCCGACAAAGGCUCCCACGCCGCCGCCCGCACAGCAACCUGCCCCAGCUGGGGUAUCCAGCCCGUUGACCCCUGUGCAACUCACUACGCGAUCGUCUGACUCCGCCACACCGGCGAUAAUCGUAGACCACCAUGUCGACAGGGAACCGUCCAGUUCUCCGGACUUGCCGCUCGCUGCAGUGAGUCACAGUCGCCAGGGGUCGCUGACUCGUCCCCCAGGAACUGGUGCAAGUCCACCGAAGGAAAAGGAUGACGAUGCGACGUUCUCGGAUGGAGAAGUGGACUUGUUUGGGAGCCUGGAGAGGCAUUUGGAGAAGGAGAGUCAGAGCGCGAAGGAUGCUUAA